GAGCUGAAACUGGAGCUCGGAGCGCACCGCGCGCGCGCUGACCCGGAUCGGGCCCAAAGCGGGUUCGAUCCCAGCGACAAAGCUGAUGAAACGUCUGCGUGGAUUUGAUUCGGACUUUUCCGAGUUCUCCAGUUUCCUCUGAUGAGGUUCAAACCUGCAGCGCUGCACGCACACGCCCCGCCCCCGUGCGCUCUGCAGAGUUGAAGCUUGGCGCUGAUGAGAGCGCAGCAGCGAGCGCGCGGCAGCGGCUUCGGCGAGUCACACAGCGUCUUUACUUUUGUGUGCGCGCGCGAGGAGAAAGGACUGACUGCGUCUCCUCUCACACGCGUGGAAGCCGUCUAUGCGUGGACGUGGGGGUCCGGACGGAAGACGGUGUCGGAACCGCCGUGGAUGAGCGCGUCCGAGCCGCUGCUGAAGAGAGGAUCCGGAGGACAUGAGGCUCCUGCCGUGCGUGAUCACCGCCGUGCUGCUGCAGCUUGGACCCGCGCGCGCAGGGGACAAGUUUGACGAGCCAUGCAACGGUCUGGACUGCAGCAAGGGGUGCCAGUGUCUGCCUCAGAAAGGGGCCCGGGGUCAACCAGGGCCUCUCGGUGAACCUGGUCCUAGUGGUCUAGAGGGACCACAAGGCGGACUGGGCCCUCGAGGGCCAAAGGGAGAGGGAGGUCAUGUUGGACGUAAAGGACCACCUGGGCCUAAAGGAGAUAAGGGACCAAUGGGAGUGCCAGGAUUUUCGGGGAGUAAAGGCAGUGAUGGUCAUCCUGGUCAGCCAGGUGAGAGGGGGCCACCUGGGUUGGAUGGAUGUAACGGAACCAAAGGAGAACCCGGUCUGCCUGGUUUGGGAACUGGAUCUCCUGGAUUUCCAGGACGUACAGGUCCGGCGGGGCCGAAGGGUCAGAAAGGCGAGCCCAGAUACUUCUCACCGUCCGGGGGUUUGCCGGGGCCUCCUGGGCUGACAGGUCCAACUGGCUUCCGCGGUCCCGACGGUCCUCAGGGUUUUCCAGGUCAAAGAGGACCUGAAGGAUUCAAGGGCAUUCCUGGUCCUCCUGGCCCCCCAGGUUCAAUAGACACCGGUUUUGACCCACAGGGACCAGGAGAGAAAGGAGAAAAGGGCGACGUGGGUCUUCCCGGACCCAGCGGUGCUCCCGGGAGCGGGUCUCUAACAGCCCCCAAAAUUCUCACUAUCUACAAGGGAGAUAAGGGAGAACCAGGCCCAAAAGGAUCAGUUGGAUUCCCAGGACUACCUGGACUGCCUGGAGCUUUCGGUUAUCCAGGUGAAAUCGGAGAGAAAGGCAUCCCUGGAUAUCCUGGAGGAAGAGGUGCUCCGGGUUUUAAUGGACCUCAGGGCGCUCCAGGGUUACCGGGCCUGAGAGGAGACCCAGGAUACUCCGGCAGUCCAGGUUACGACGGGCCAAAGGGUGACCCAGGAGACCGUGGUCCUCGAGGACCUCCCAUUUAUGUCAAUAAUUUUGGCAUUUCUGCUCAAGGUCCUCCAGGAGAUCCUGGCUACAGCGGUGCUCCUGGCGUUCCCGGUGACCAAGGACCCACGGGGUUCCCGGGACUUCCAGGCGAACCUGGACGUAUUCUGCCAGAGUCACCAGGACUUCCAGGUCUACCUGGACUACCCGGCCUGGAAGGAGAGAAAGGAAACCCAGGCCCACGGCUUGAUGGUCCUGAAGGACUCCCAGGUCUGCCUGGACCACCUGGACCUCCUGGACCUCCUGGACUCCAGGGUCCUCCUGGCAGGACCUCUGAUCCCUGUGUCAUCUAUCCUGUCAAUCCCAAAGGCUCUCCUCAGGGUGGCCCUAGUAUCCCCGGAGUACCUGGAACACCCGGCGCCAGAGGACCGCCUGGAAACCGAGGGUUCAAAGGCUUCAGAGGUGACCUUGGGGCUUGUGCCUGUGAGGGAGGGGGCUCCUCAGGGGCACCUGGGUUACCUGGACCUCCUGGACUCAACGGCAGCCCCGGUGCCACUGGAAGGAAGGGGGAACUUGGUGACACGGGAUCACCGGGGUUCAGUGGCCGUUCUGGUCCUGAUGGCCGGCCUGGUAACAGAGGCUUCUCUGGUCCAAAAGGAGAAAAGGGGGAGUCGUAUGUAACGCAGGGCUUUCCAAUCAAGGGGGAUCGUGGAGCCCCUGGACCCCGAGGACCUCUAGGUGAAACUGGAAGACCUGGCAGAGACGGGCUUCCUGGCUUUCCUGGAUUCCCGGGAAUUCCUGGCGACCCUGGCUUCGGUACAGCUGGAGAAAAGGGAUUCUUGGGCUUCCCGGGAAGCAAAGGUCGUCCUGGAGGCCCUGGGGAGCCUGGCAUUGGCUAUGUAGGGCUGCCUGGCUUGCGGGGUGAGCCUGGAGACCAAGGUUUUUCUGGGCUGCCUGGGCCACCAGGUUUACCUGGACCAAGAGGUGAAAGCGCCUGUGGACGGGUUAAUGACGCCGAAACGGGAACGGGUGACUUGUUGCCCUGCAGCAUACCUGGACAAGCCGGAGAGCCUGGGAUUCCUGGCUCACCUGGACGCCCAGGCAUAAAGGGUCAGCCGGGUGUUUUCCCGGACCCAGAGGAGACCCAGGAGUCCCAGGUGUUCCUGGGCUGCGCAUUGAUGGACCCAGGGGGAGGAACGGUGUUCCGGGACUUCCUGGAGCCAAAGGCCAGCCUGGAGAAAUUCUUGGAGCCAUUCCUGGAACUCCAGGGCGAGACGGUGGACCUGGAAUACGUGGGGACAAAGGCCAGCCCGGCACUCCAGGAGUUCCUGGAGGUCCUGGUUUGGAUGGGAAGAUUGGUAUUCCUGGAUUGAGUGGAGAACGUGGAACUGAUGGUCUGCCGGGUCUUCCUGGUCCACCUGGACUUCCGGGUGAGGGUCGCGGCUCCACUCCUGGACCACCUGGACCUCCUGGCAACAAAGGACAGAGUGGAUCACCAGGCUGCCCAGGUUUUCCUGGGGAGAAAGGAGACACAGGCGAUCCGGGUUUCCCAGGACCUGCAGGAAUGAAAGGAACCCCUGGGUUUCCUGGUACUCCUGGAACACCAGGGCCAAGGGGACCACCUGGACCUCCAGGACCUGGAACUGUAGACGGAUUUCCUGGAAUUCCUGGAGUUAAAGGGGAAAGAGGUUUUGUUGGACUCCCCGGGUUUCCUGGGCAGUCUGGACGACCCGGAACACCAGGAUUUCCAGGAGGGAAAGGUCUGCCUGGGGAGCCUGGAAGAAAUGGAUCUCCUGGCAGGCUUGGACCUCAAGGCGGCAGAGGUGACAAAGGGUAUCCGGGUCUUCCGGGCCCCCCCAGUAUUUACACAAUACCAGCGGAGAAGGGAGACCGGGGAGAUCCUGGAGCCAGAGGCUUUGAUGGUUUCCCUGGACCCAGAGGUGACAAGGGUCUGCCCGGACUGCCAGGUCGGCAGGGUCGUCCUGGCCUUCCUGGUCUACCUGAACAAAGUAAAGGUCAACCCGGGCAGCCGGGCCUUCCUGGACUGCCUGGACCUCCAGGCUUCCAAGGACCAAAGGGGGAAGGAGGCAUCAAUGGGUUCCCUGGCAUGCAAGGACCAAGAGGAGACGAUGGAAUACCUGGUGCACCUGGAAGUCCUGGAGAACAAGGUCGACCGGGUGGAAAAGGUCAACCUGGGGAAACUUUUGGCUUUCCCGGCUCACCUGGACAGAAGGGUCAACCAGGAGAUCCAGGCAGCCCAGGUGGUCGAGGCUUCGAUGGAGCGCCCGGUGAUAAUGGCUUACCUGGAAUCCCUGGUUUCCCUGGGAUAAAAGGUGGUCCCGGUGAACCAGGACGACCUGGAUCACCUGGAUCUGUUGGUUUUCCGGGCCCUAAAGGGCUGUCAUCAUUCCCUGGAAGAACUGGAGCAGAUGGGCUCCCAGGACAGCCUGGAUUUCCAGGAGGGCCUGGAGCCAAAGGUUUGCCUGGACCUCCUGGCCUGGAUGGACUUAAUGGCCUCGCUGGAUCCAAAGGCCUUCCUGGAACACCAGGUGCUACUCUAGGAGGUCGCCCUGGUGCUCCCGGUAUUCCAGGAUUAAAGGGAGAAAGGGGCGAUUCCUAUCCAGGACAAAGAGGCUUUGAUGGAGGGAAGGGACAGAAAGGAGAGCCUGGUCUUCCUGGACUCUCAGGAAAUCCUGGUCAACCCGGACUUCCUGGAGAGCCAGGGUUCUCAAGCGUUUCUGGACCUGUGGGGGAUCCUGGACUACCUGGAUUGGAUGGAAACUAUGGUUUUCAAGGUCGACCCGGUCCUCCUGGUCCCCCUGGUCCAGGAACAGUACAAGGAGAAAGAGGGGAGCCAGGGCUGCCAGGUUUCCCUGGAUCUCCUGGAAGAAAGGGAGAACCGGGUUUUAAUGGAGGCCCCGGAUUCUCGGGUAAUCCUGGUGUCAAAGGAUCUCCUGGUGAAAGUGGUUUUAGUGGACUUCCGGGCCUGAAAGGUACACCUGGAGAUCCUGGUUUCUAUGGAGUCAAGGGACCUAAAGGGGUAACAGGCCAGCGAGGACCGAAGGGUCUCCCAGGAGUUUUGCUGCCUUCCCCAAUCGUGGAUGGACAGUCUUCUGGUGACAUGGGUCUUCCUGGCGAAAGGGGGCCCUUCGGUUACCGUGGAGACUCUGGUUGGAGUGGUAUUCCAGGGCGCCCCGGUCCAAAGGGACGCCCUGGAGCCCCAGGUAACCUCGGAAGGACUGGACCGUCUGGACCUCCUGGUCCGUUGGGUGAUCCCGGGCCGUCUGGUUUACCUGGAUCAGAUGGAGGGCAAGGCCCCCCUGGGAACGUUGGCCCCCGUGGCCUUCCUGGACCCUCCACCCCCAGCAGCAGCAUCGGCUACACGCUGGUGAAGCACAGCCAGAGCGAGCAGGUCCCCAUGUGUCCUCAGGGCAUGCCUUCAUUGUGGACCGGGUACAGCUUGCUAUAUGUGGAGGGGCAGGAGAAGGCACACAACCAAGACUUGGGUCAGCCCGGCUCGUGCCUCCCCAGGUUCAGCACCAUCCCCUUCCUGUACUGCUCCCCCAACGAGGUUUGCUUCUUUGCUAGUCGCAACGACAAAUCUUACUGGCUCUCCACAACUGCCCCCAUUCCCAUGAUGCCCGUGUCUGAGGCGCAGAUCCAGCCUUACAUCAGCAGGUGUUCAGUGUGUGAGGCUCCAUCUCAGGCUGUGGCGGUCCACAGUCAGGACUUUACCAUCCCCAUGUGUCCUCGAGGGUGGAGAAGUCUCUGGAUUGGAUAUUCCUUCUUGAUGCACACGGCGGCUGGCGCGGAAGGCGGCGGUCAGUCCCUGAUGUCUCCCGGCUCCUGCUUGGAGGAUUUCCGCGCCACUCCGUUCAUCGAGUGCAAUGGCGCCAAAGGCACGUGCCACUACUUCGCCAACAAGUACAGCUUCUGGCUGACCACGGUGGAUCCCAGGCGGGAGUUCGUGUCCUCGCCCAGCCAGGAGACGCUGAAAGCGGGCCAGGAGCGCUCCAGAGUCAGUCGCUGUCAGGUCUGCAGCAAAGUGCUGUAGGCGCAGGCUUGGGGGGGGGCAUGAUAAGACUUUCAGAAAAAAGAUGAAUGGUGAAUGGGAUCUUGUGACUGAAAAAAACAAGCCCCUCCCCCCACACAAGCAGUGAAUCUGCGAAAGAAGAAGCCGGAGCGAGGAUCUUCCUCAUCAUUACUGAUUAUGGUGCUAUUCUCCCUCAGCUUUCAUUUCACUUGUUUUCUCCACUACUGUGUGUGGUUUUUUUGCCCCCCCACCUUUAAAUCCCACUUCAUGUUUCAUAUUUUUAAACUUGAUCCUGAUUGUGUGCCUACAGUGGGAACCUGCGGGUAAUCCUGUGUGGAUUCAUGUCCGUGUGCUGAGCGAGAGGAUUUGCAGACUAAAUUAAAUCCAGACUGUUUUUUAAAACAUGCAGACAAAGAGUCCAAAGGUGGAUCCCUCUGCUUCUGUAAAGCAGCCAGAAAAAAAGAAAAGACCAUAAACACAAAAAACAGAUGUAAAUCUAAUAUGAAACUGGUUUAACCAUAACCUUAUUUCUGGAUUAAGUUUAGGUCAGAUUUGACUAAAACCUGAUUUAUUAAUAAAUUGCAUCCCAUUUUAAAACUGUUUUAACCCUGAAUUGAAUCAAACUCAAGUUUAAGUCAAACCUGGUUUGAAUCUAGUUUUAACCUCAGAAAAUAUGGAUCAAACAGAAAAACAAAUGCAAUCUAACCUGAAUUAAUCUGGUUUAAACUUGGAUCAUUUUUAUAAAAUCUUGUGUCAAACCUAAUUUAACAUAAAAUAGAAUAUCACUCAAAUCUGGUUUAAGGCUUGAAUAUGUCUAAUGUAAACAUGUUUUAAAUAUGGGGGAAAAAAACUGAUUUGAACCUGAUUUUAGUGCAAAACAAACCUAGUUUAACCCUAAACUAAUCUGGUUUAAACUUUUACUUUUUUAAUCAUACUUUCGUCAAAUCUAAUUUAAUCCUAAACUAAUCUGGUUUAACAUUUUUUUUAUUUUGUUUUUACUCAUACUUGAGUUAAACAUAAACAAAAAUUAGGUUUAUAGCUGAAACUGUCAAACAUUGUUUAAACCGAAUACAAACCAGAUUUUUAUCUAAUCUAAUCUAAUUUAAUCUAAAUCAAGUUUAAGUCAAACCUGGUUUGAAAAAAAUCUGUAUCAAAGCAAAAAAAAUGUAAUUCAAUCUGAAAAACCUUGUCUAAACUUGGAUCAUUUUUAUAAAAUCUUGAGUCAAACCUAGUUUAAAGUUAAAUAGGAUUUCAUUCAAGUCUGGUUCAAAGCUUCCAUAAAUCUAAUGUAAACCUGUUUUAAAUCUUAAAAAAAAUUAUUUCAACCAGAUUUUUGUCCCAAACACAUUGAAUUUAAACCUAAAUUAAUCUGGGUUCAACUUUUUUGUUUUUUACUCAUACUCGAUUUAAAACUAAUUUAAACCUAACAAAAUGGGAUUUUGACUCAAACCUGAUUCAAACCUGGUUUAAACCGAACACAAGUGGGUAGAAACCUGAAACAGUUUAUUGUAUGCUCAAACCUGAUUCAAACCUAGUGUAACUCACAAACAAGGUUAAAACUUGAUUCAAAUGUAGUGUAAACCUACAACAAACCAGGUUAAAACCUGACUCAAACCUGAUCCGAACCCAGUGUAAACCUAAUACUAACCAGGAUAAAACCUGACUCAAACCUGAUCCAAACAUAGUGUAAACCUAAUACAAACCAGGUUAAAAUUGACCCAAACCUGAUCCAAACCCAGUGUAAGCCUAACACAAACCAGGUUAAAACCUGACUCAAACCUGAUCCAAACCCAGUGUAAACCUAAAACAAACCAGGUUAAAACCUGAUUUAAACUUGAUUCAAAUGUAGUGUAAACCUAAUACAAACCAUGUUAAAAUUGACUCAAACCUGAUCCAAACCCAGUGUAAACCUAAAACAAACCAGGUUAAAACCUGAUUCAAACUUGAUUCAAAUGUAGUGUAAACCUAAUACAAACCAUGUUAAAAUUGACUCAAACCUGAUCCAAACCUUGUUUAAAUCUAAUACAAACCAGGUUAAAACUUGACUCAAACCUGAUCCAAACCCAGUGUAAACCUAAAACAAACCAGGUUAAAACCUGAUUUAAACUUGAUUCAAAUGUAGUGUAAACCUAACACAAACCAGGUUAAAACCUGAUUCAAACCUUGUCUAAAUCUAAUACAAACCAGUUUUCAAUCUGAAUUUGAUCAAACCUAAUCCUAAAUCAAACUGUUUUUAAAUUUAAAUUAAGUAUCUCAGUCUUGAAUCAAACCUUGUUUUAAACCUGAAUCAAAUCUGAUUUAAAGCUGUAUUGGACAGGGUACCCAGAGUUCAUUUCAGCACAAACCUCUUUCAGCUAAGAUGAUGAUUACAUGUCAGUACGACCACAAGCCUACUCAGGAGAUUUUCCUGUUAAAGUCUGGCGUGUUUUUGUCCUUAGGAUGAAACCUGGAGAUCCACAUUUGUCUGACGCUCCUCCUCCCUGAACUCUGACCUGAAUCUUUUCACUUCCUGCAGUAGAAGCUGAAUUUCCCUGACACUAAACCUCUGACUGCACUGAUGUUGAGCUCCAGCUGCUUCUGUCUCUUCAAAGUUCAGCUUCAUUCAGCUUCUGCCUUCUCUCUGGGGUUUUUCCUGUUUCUGAAUCAACAUUUUCCCACUUUUUCCUGUUUCCUGAGUGGAUUUAGAUCCUCAAUAAACUCAUUUUUUCAGUUUAAUGACCUCUAUGACCACUGUAUCUGCGCUGCUGCUCCAGACGUUUCAGCCUCUCUUCCUGUUUUUGUUCUGUUGUAAUCUAGAUUGUAAUUAUUUUUCUUAUGUCACUAUUAUAUCCCACCUUAUUUACUGCUACUGGAGGGAAAAGAUUGAUAUAAAAAGUGUAAACAUGAAUCUAUAAAAUGAAAAAUUGCCUCUAGGAUGUUUUUUUUUUAAUUUUUUUUUUUUUUUAUAAAAUGUUUGAAACUUGGACACAUUUUACUGAUUGUCAUUGUCUGUUUGGACGUAACGCCACAGCCGGAAGCAAAUGUUGUAUUCAGCAGAAUCCUGAUGAAAGAGAUGCAGUUUUCCUCAAAGAGGAUGUACGAGAACUAAAAUACUAUGAAUAACCUCGA
Messenger RNA from Oryzias melastigma (Indian medaka), 8556 nucleotides. RefSeq names its product collagen, type IV, alpha 6 (gene col4a6). Gene Ontology annotation, molecular function: extracellular matrix structural constituent. The record is from RefSeq and is a predicted model, not a curated record. NCBI's taxonomy places the organism in Eukaryota, Metazoa, Chordata, Actinopteri, Beloniformes, Adrianichthyidae. Gene Ontology annotation, cellular component: basement membrane; collagen trimer.